Sardina pilchardus (European sardine) is the source of this 5648-nucleotide messenger RNA. It is a transcript of the gene cblb, whose product is annotated as Cbl proto-oncogene B, E3 ubiquitin protein ligase. Lineage: Eukaryota; Metazoa; Chordata; Actinopteri; Clupeiformes; Clupeidae. Gene Ontology annotation, cellular component: membrane raft; plasma membrane. The record is from RefSeq and is a predicted model, not a curated record. The transcript has 19 exons. Bases 364 to 3306 code for a protein of 980 amino acids. Gene Ontology annotation, biological process: cell surface receptor signaling pathway; negative regulation of epidermal growth factor-activated receptor activity. Gene Ontology annotation, molecular function: phosphotyrosine residue binding; ubiquitin protein ligase activity; SH3 domain binding.
CGAGGGAGCGGGACUCAGCAACGCUGUUGUUCCUUUUGCUGUAAAACCUUCUGAUUUUUAAACAAGCAGUCAUAUCAGCGAACGACGAAAAUGGAACUGUAAACAUUCAGACAAUACGCCGAGGGAUACUCAGUGGAAUAGGCUAUAACCUCGUUCGUUUGAUUGAACUGUAGUAGUUUCCUGUGUAUUUGAUUUCUUUGGACGUUGUCGUAGCAUUUUUAUUUUGUUGGUGGGGACCUCAUUGCUUCAACUCAGGAACUCUCCAUUGACAUUCCCUGCUUUGGCAGCUACCGUAUCUUUUUGCCGCAUCUCUCCAUGACGAUCAGCCGAAAACAUAACUUCAUUUUAAUACACUGAGUGAAAAUGGCAGCUGCUCUCAGUGGCCGAAAUCCGGGUGGACGCGGACCAAACCCCAGAAAAGGCCGGAUUUUAGGCAUCAUUGACGCCAUUCAGGAUGCAGUUGGGCCACCAAAACAAGCUGCAGCCGACCGCCGGACUGUAGAAAAGACGUGGAAGCUAAUGGACAAAGUUGUGAGACUUUGUCAGAACCCCAGAUUACAACUGAAGAACAGUCCUCCAUACAUCUUGGAUAUAUUGCCGGACACAUACCAGCAUUUGCGGUUGAUAUUGUGCAAAUAUGAAGAGAAUCAGAGAUUGAUUCAGCUCAGUGAGAAUGAAUACUUUAAGGUCUAUAUUGACAGUCUGAUGAAGAAAUCUAAAAGGGCAAUUCGCCUCUUCAAGGAGGGAAAGGAGAGGAUGUAUGAGGAGCAGUCACAAGACAGGAGAAACCUCACUAAACUGUCUCUGAUCUUCAGCCAUAUGUUGGCUGAGAUCAAGGCCAUCUUUCCCGGUGGCCAGUUCCAGGGUGACACCUUCCGCAUUACCAAGGCAGACGCCGCAGAAUUCUGGAAGAGGUUUUUUGGAGAGAAGACAAUUGUGCCAUGGAAAGUCUUUCGACAGUGCCUUCAUGAAGUACAUCCAAUCAGCUCGGGACUAGAAGCCAUGGCCCUAAAAUCCACCAUCGAUUUGACCUGCAAUGACUACAUCUCUGUCUUUGAGUUUGACAUCUUCACCAGGCUCUUUCAGCCGUGGGGCUCCAUUUUGAGGAACUGGAACUUCCUGGCGGUGACGCACCCGGGCUACAUGGCCUUCCUGACCUACGACGAGGUGAAGGCCCGUCUGCAGAAGUACAUCAACAAGCCUGGCAGCUACAUCUUCAGGCUGAGCUGCACCCGGCUGGGCCAGUGGGCCAUCGGCUACGUCACCAGCGAUGGGAACAUCCUGCAGACCAUCCCCCACAACAAACCGCUGUUCCAGGCCCUCAUCGACGGCUGCAGGGAGGGCUUUUACCUGUUCCCGGAUGGACGCAGUUACAACCCUGACCUGACGGGCUUGUGCGAACCAACCCACCAUGACCACAUCAAAGUGACACAGGAGCAAUACGAGCUGUACUGCGAGAUGGGCUCCACCUUCCAGCUGUGCAAGAUCUGCGCCGAGAACGACAAGGACGUCAAGAUCGAGCCCUGCGGACACCUGAUGUGCACUUCCUGUCUGUCGGCCUGGCAGGAGUCGGAUGGACAGGGAUGUCCGUUCUGUCGGUGUGAGAUUAAGGGCACGGAACCGAUCAUAGUGGAUCCGUUUGACCCCCGUAACGACGGGAGCAAGUGCUUCUUCUUGGACAAUUUCAGCUGCCCAAUGCUAGACCUGGACGAUGAUGACGAUCGCGAAGACACACUGGUCAUGAAUGGACUGGCCUCCAUUAGAAAGUGCACUGAGAGGCAGAAUUCGCCCAUCAUGUCCCCCAACUCCUCCCCUGUUGCCCAGCGUAGGAAAGCCCUGCCUGACCCGUCAGGGGGCAUCCAGCACCUCAGCCUACCUCCAGUGCCACCCAGACUGGACCUCAUCCAGAAGGGCAUCAUCCGCUCCCCCUCAGCCAGCCCCACUGGCUCUCCAAAGUCCUCUCCAGGGAUGCCCAGGAAGCAGGACAAGCCACUUCCUGCUCCGCCUCCCCCACAGAGAGACCCUCCCCCGCCGCCGCCCCCUGAGAGACCUCCCCCCAUCCCGCCGGAUGGUCGCGCCGCCUGGCUCUCGUCUCCGUCGUCCGGCCUGCCCCGGGACCCACAGCUGCCGCCCGAGGCCUGGUGCCCCAAAGACAGCCCGCUCGUAGACGGUCGGCCGGGAGCCGACCGCUCCCCCAAGCUGGCCCAUUCGGCGCCCUCGCACGUGAACGGCCGGCCGCUGAGCUGUCCGCUGGUGGAGAGCGGAGCGGUCCGGCCACAGCAUAGACUGGACGGCCUGGCAGAUGGCCCUAAGGCUUUCUCUAAUGGCCUCAUGCUCAGUGAUGAAUAUGAUAUCCCCCCUCGCCACUCCCCUCCUCCUCCUGCUCUUACCAGCAGCCAGCAGAGAUAUCCUAAUCCCUUCACCAGUCCGUGCGUGGAGAAGGCGCGACUAAUGGAGCGGCUGGAGGACGAGUACCAGGUCCCUUCCUCCCACCCGGUGUGCCUCUCCCAGCCGCCCAUCUGCAUCUCCGUGCGCGUCCCCGACAGGGCCUUGGAGAAUGGCAUCUUAGAUCAGCCCUCCUCAGAGGGGAAGAGACCCAAAGCCCCAGAGCACGGUGGUCUGUUUGACUCGGGCUCAUUGCUAUCCGCAGUAGCACCUUCCCCAGUCUGUCCUCUCCACAACAGGACUCCGUCAGACUACGACAUUCUUCUCCCCCCACAAGCCUCCCCUGCAGACGACCCCUUCAACAGCACCCCGCCCUCCCAGCCUCCUCCCCCUCCCCCCGUCAGGCACAGUUUCCCCGAGCUCCCCACCUCCUCGUCCUCGUCCUCGUCCCCAUCCUCCUCCCGCGCGGCCAGGCCCGCCUCUGGACACGACCAUUUCCUGCUCAACCCUGCAGACUCCUUCCUCGGCGUGCUGAGUGGAUCGGCCCCCGUGCCUCCGCGCAGACAGACAGAGGACAAUAUGAAGUCUCUAGCGAGGAACUCUCAAGAGUACGACCAACUGCCCCCGACGUCAGCCUGGUCCUGUCUCUCUCUUGCAGUCGCCGGAGAUUGCUGCUUGCAGGCCCCCGCCAGGCCGCCCAAGCCCCUGCCCAGGAAGACGCCUCCGGACAUCCACCACAGGAAGAGUCACGGCCACGAGUCGUCGCGCGAGAACGUGGACGCCAAAAUCGCCAAACUGAUGGGAGAGGGCUACUCGUUCGAGGACGUCAAGCGGGCGCUGAUGAUCGCUCAGAAUAAAGUGGACGUGGCGCGGAACAUUUUGCGAGAGUUUGCGCUGGUGGCGCCGAGACUGAACCUGUAGCCCGCCGCGCCGCGAAAAAACUCCGGAUUGGCGACUGCGGCGAAACAGGAAACAGGAAGGCCAGUUCACCUGUGUCAAGUCAGGUGGGGUGGCACGUGGGUCGGAGACAGGGGGGGUGGGGGUUCAACGACAGAUCUCGGUCCGUGAAUAGGGGAGCUGUACACAAGCUCUGUUGUUAUUAGCCAUAGCAAAAAGGUUGGACCAGGGGAGAAGCAUUUACCUGUUGAAACAUGAAACCUGUGAAAGAAAAAAAAAACAGAAAUAAAAAAAAAAAACAACCAGAAAACAAAAAGUGUGUUUACAGAGAACAGCUGUGUGGUGGGCUUGCUGGUGCUGGUGCCUGUCUGUGAUGCCAGUCUGUGCAGGCCGUCUCUCAGCACUCCUGCAACUGCUGCUGCUGCCAGCCACCCUGCACCCCCGCUCUGCCCUGCUCUGCCCAGCCCUGCCCUGCCCAGCCCUGCGUGCCCAGAUCCGACUCCAGCUGGACCCUGUUCUCCAGGCUGACUCUGUUAUUUUUGUACUGUUUUUAAUAUAAAUGUUAUUCUUUUCGCGGUUUCUAGCUAUUGUGUAAUCAGUAUUGUACUGUUUGACCAGGCUAACGCAACACCCCGAGCCUACAGUAUAAUAGAUCCCUGUCGCAUGUGGCCUUCACUACUGAUUCUUCUCAGAGCAGUUCUUUGUCUUGAAAAAAAAAAGAAAGAAAAAAAAAGCCUCCUUUAACAUGCUCGGCCCUGAAUGUAAAGUGCAUUCUUCAGUCUGGCACAAGGUUGAGUAUUUUUGUCUCUUUUUUUUGUGGUAGAUACGAAGGCAGAACACCCUACCGUAUCUACACCUACCUGACCAUUCUGUUACAUUUUGUAUUUUCGUUUCUUUGUUUUGUUGUUUUUCCGUUAUUUUAACCUGUUAAGAUCUUGGUGGUCACCUAAUUUCGGGGGCACUGAUGCUCUAAAGCGCUCUGUGGAUCACUCCAGCAGGUCCUUGCCCUCUGCAUUGCAGGUUUCUGUUGGUAGCGUCUAGCCUGAGGGAGGGACAGCCCAAGUUGGUGUAGGAGCAGGGGGCUCCAUGAGUGGCUCCCCCCUGUGGAGAGCGUAGUGUAGUGAAUGUACUGUGGAACACACAGGAGCAGCCCCUAAAGCUCCUCAUGGCUCCGUCAUGUGAACAGCAAGUGGACACCCACCCACCCACCCACUCACCCCUCCACUCACCCCUCCACUCAACCCUCCAUCUCCAGGGAGGAGCCCUCGAAGGCCAAUAAAGCAGAGAAUGUAUUCAGGGGUGCCUUUCCCAAAGCCGUAGUUGCUAACUAAGUUAGCAGCGUUGUUGGUUGCAAUGCAGUUUCCAAUUGCCAACAGGUUAGCAGCUAUGAUUUUGGGAGACGCACCCCAGUUUGGGAGAAUGCAGGGAGGGGUUUUGCUGGACAGUCACAGUACAACACAACGUGAGGAAUCUGUAAAGAAUGCCAUUAUAUCAGGAGUACACCAAUAAUGCUGGUGCACAGGUAAUUAUGGGAUGGAUUCAGAAUUAUUGUAUUUAUGUUAUGUGUUGUUUAAACAAGUGCUUAGUUUGGAUGGGCUUUGCAUUCAGCACCAAAAGGGAAUUAUAUAGGCUAUCCAUCUGCUAACAUCUAGUCUUGUGGAUAACAGAGCAUAAGAUCUUAACAUAAUAAAUACUUAACUUGUCUGUUAGGAUUGGAUAUCUCAAACAUGUAACCAGCCCCUUUAAGCUUCCAAUGCGUGCAAAAUAUUCCACCUCUGGUACCAGCAGGCUUUUGUAGUCUGCUCUGAUCAACAAGCCUAUGACUCAGAAACUAAUUGUAGUUGCUGUUACAAGAUGCUGGUUGUCUCCCACAGAGCAUAGUAGCAUCGAUAAAGUGCUUGAGGGUUAUAUCAGGAGGAUUCCAGAUGAUUCUUAUUAGACCAUCUCCAUGAGGCCUUUGAACGAUUAUACCAACAACAGACUGCUUUGAUCCUUUUACCCGCUCUUCUACUUCUCCUCUGAUCAGGUUUUUGUUUUUUUGUAAUCUUAACUUGAAGCUUUAUUUUGCACUGGUCUCUCUCUUUAAUCUUAAACUUGAAAGUCUAGAACUGCGUGGUAACUCUUUGGCCUACAUUUAAGAGUAAGUGGCCUUGUUCAGAUUUGCAGGGCGUUAUUUUCUCUACUUUCAUUCUUUUACAGAACAUUUUGUUUGUCAAAAAAUGCCUUGUGGAACAUGUAAACAUAGUGAUGUGUGCAAUUAAUUUAUACUUUGUUUAAGGAUUCUCUUGAGAUUAUUUCCAUUGUUUAAAGUAACCAGUAAUUUGUUCAUGUGAAAAUGUUUUAUAAAAGCCAGUAUUAACAUUGUU